Molecule: messenger RNA, 861 nt
Organism: Naegleria lovaniensis
Lineage: Eukaryota; Heterolobosea; Eutetramitea; Acrasida; Naegleriidae
Exons: 1
Coding region: 1-861 (286 amino acids)
Molecular function (GO): protein binding
Source: RefSeq, a predicted model, not a curated record
AUGUCUCACUUGUUUCAAAAGGGAGAUGUCAUUAUUAAACGAGAAACUUCGUCGAAUCAUGACCACAUUCAUUCAUUCUUGAUUACCAAAAUUCUGGAAAUUGAUUCAUUAGGUGAUGAUCAUUAUUGUUAUCAUGUCUCUCUGAGAACCAGUAAAAUUGAACCUCCUGAAGGAUGGACAACACUUCUCGAGGCAAAUCCACAAACCAUUUACCAAGCAGUUUGCACGCGAAUUAAUUCACAAAUAAGAGACGAGAAUGACCAUUCAACCAAACAUAUGGAACAAAUGUUAGACAAGAUUCGAAAGCAACCAUGGACAGAUGCUCAAAGCGAAUACCUUUCAAAACAUUGUAAAUUGUUAAUCAUGCAUUCCCCGUUGAAUUCGGUCAUGUCCUUUCAAGAAGAAGACGAAACGUCAAGCUCUGAAUUUAUUCUCUACGGUCAACAAUCUGUUCAAGAAUCAGAGCUCAGAGGAUUUCUCACAUAUUUGGAACUUACGGAUUAUACUCGAUUUUUGCUCAUCAAUAAUAAGGUAGAGACUUUUGAUGAGGUCUAUGACAAGUAUUCCUCUCUCUUUGAUCAAGCACUGAAUUGUAGCGAUCUGGAAGAAGGAAUUGCCUUAUACAAACAAUGUUUGAAAAUUCAUCCAAAAUUGUUUGAAGCAUGGGAUAACAUUGCCAUGAAUUUUAGGGAUUUACAAAUGUUUGAUGAGGCACUAGAAGCAUGUGAAGAAAGUCUUGCCAUUGAGCGAAAUAAUGUUGAAACGAUCAAAUUGGCUAUUCAUUGUUGUGAGCAAUUGGGUGGUUAUGACAAGUUGAUUGAAAAUUUGACCACUCAAUUACAAAAAAUCAAGUCCAAAUAA